AUGUUUGAAGGUCUUAUUUAGAAAGUAUUGUUAGCCAUCUUCGGAAGGUUUAUUGAUGGACUGGAUAAGAAACAAAUCAAUUUAUCAUUUUUGAAGGGCAAUUUGGUAAUUGAGAAUGUUUCAAUAAAGAAAGAAGCUCUUGAAGCCUUAUAAUUACCAAUUGAAUUAGUAUACAGUUCAAUACAGAGAAUUGAAAUAAAUCUUCCAUGGAAUAAAUUGACUACUUAAAGAACAGAAAUAAAGAUACAUAGUGUCUUCUUAUUAGUCACUACUGUCUCUGAAGACAUGUGGGGAUUAGAGGAGAUUAAUUAUUAUAAACCAAAAGCAGCUUAAGUGAGAGCCUAUAUAAAGAAAGUUAUGGAUGAAGAAAUUAGGAAGUAAGAAACAACAACAGAUAACUAGGAACGUGAUUAAAAAGAGGCAGGCUUUUUUCAAAAAUAAAUAACCAGAAUAGUUGAUAAUCUUUACAUUUCAAUUUCUGAUGUGCAUUUUCGUUAUGAACAUUGUAUUAGUAAACAUUCUUUUUCUUGGGGUAUUACUAUUAAUCAUAUCACUUAAUAAACAGUGGAUUCUGAAUGGAAAAUUUCAUAAACAUCUUAACCUUAUAUUCAUGAACGUAAAGACUCUACCUUUGUGAAUAAACAAAUAUAAUUAUCUAAACUGGCAAUGUAUUGGAAUUCUGAUGAUCAUUAUCUCAUUUUGAGUAGCAUAAUCAAACCAUAACAUGAUAAAAAUAUUGAUGUUUAAAAAGCCAUUGUAAAAAUGGAUCCUUAUAAAAUUGAUUUAGAUCUUCGUCAACGUACUGUAUAUUAAAUAGAUGAAAAAAUGCAAGCUAGAAUAUAAUCUAGAUUAUAAUAAGAAUUAGUAUAUGAGCCAGACAAUCUUACUAUGGGAAUAAAAACAUCCAAAUCAUCAAAAUACAUAUUCUGUCUUAAUGCAGUUGCUAAUGUUGUACAAACUUAUCAGAAUUUUAGGAAGGUACCAGAAUAUAAAAUUAAAGUGGAAUUACAGGAAAUGGAUUUUAAAAUCAAGCAUACUCAAUAUAAGGAGAUUUUAAAACUUGUAUCCAUAUUCAAUCUUUAUUAAUACAGUGCCAAAUAGCAAAUGGAUUAGUAUCUCACAACAGUUUUGAGACCUUAACCAUAAGAUUUCCUUAAAAUGGAAACAAAUUCUUUAUAUCUUAGAUCCUUAUUUUAAUAUCUAGUCAAAGCUUAGAUUAUGGAAAUUAGAAGAAAAAGAUUUCUUGAGUUUGAGAUGAAUGCUCUCUAAAGAAAAACAACACCCUCUGCAUUAUUGAAAUCUUAACAUAGAGAAUUAAGACAAUAUUAAUAAAUUGUGAUAAAGACUUCAAUAACUACAUUAUAAAUGUGGGCUAAAUAAGCAUUAGAAAUAUAUGAGAGAGCUAAAGAGCAUCAUUAAAUUGAAUAGGCAUUCAAGAAGGAAAUUGAGAAAGCUUAUAAACCAUCAGCUUUUAUGGAUGAGGAAACUUAUGUUUAUUUAGAGUUUAGAUUAUCAAUUGUAAAAGGAAGUUUAAAAUUAUUAAGAAAGCAUAAGAAUUUAGAAGAAGGAUUUACACUUUUGUGGAAGAAUUUUGAUUUUUUUUUGUAAAAGAGAAGAAAUAAUUUUGAAGUAGAAUAAAUUAUACAAGAUAUGGAAGUUUAGAUGUUUAGUGUUGAAGAGAAGAAUGAUAUUAUUGUACCUAUUGUAAAGAAAAUAAAAAGUUAUGAUAUUUAAGAGAAACCUCUAAUCUAUUUCAAAUUAGAAAAACAUCCAUUAUCUAGACCAAAUUACUUCACCAGUAUAUAUUUGGAUGUUUAGAAGAUUGAAUUUAUGGUUUUUGUUGCAUCAUUAUAAAGAGUAAUAGCUUAUUUUAGGAUGCCCCCUUAAGAUGAUAAAUAAUAAGAGGGUAAAGUUAAAGAGAAUAUAAGAAAGAAUAAGAAGGAGUAGAAAAAUAAAAAUGAUGAUCCAGAUUCUGAAAAGAAGAUAGAAACUUAAACGAAAAAUUAUAUUAGCAUAACUAUUUAAUCACCUAUUGUUAUUAUUCCAAAUUAAUAGAUAAAUGAUUUACAUUCAGAUUGUUGGGUAUUGAAAUUAGGAGAUUUAGAAAUAAUAACUGUAGAUGAUAGAUAAGUUCCUGGAUUUAUUAAAUUAGGAUCAGAUAAUUACAGAAGAUUAGGUGUAAGUGGAGAAAGUGUUGGAAAAUCAAGAAUAGUAGAAUAACCAUUAUUGACAGUUCAUAAUGAAAAAAAUUAACUUGUUAGUUAAUUUAAUUUUGCUAAUGUAAAUUCAAUUAAUCCUUUAGAGAAAUCAGCUUCACUUUAACAUUUAUAAUAACCAUAAUAAUAGAAUCAUUAAUAAUAAUAACAUUAAAGAAAACAUCAUAAAUCUUAAAAUUAUGAUAAUUAUGUAAUGAAAUUAAAAUCAGUCUAAUUACAAUAUUUUUCAUCUAUUCAUUAUUUUUAUAAUUAUUAGAAAUUGAGUUAAACAUAAAGAGGAAUGGAGAUAUUAAAUAAUCCAUUAAGAAUGAGAUCUAAAAAAUAUGAUGUGUUAGAGGACUUUUCUAUGGAAUUAAAUCUUUAUUUUAAAAAGAGUAGUUAAGCUAAUCUUCCUUAAACUAAGAUAAAUUUUGAAUUACCUUCAUUAACAGCUUCAAUUAAUCCAGAAGUACCUUAUACAUUUUAAAAGUUGAUGUAAACAAUAAAUGAUUUAAGUGCUGAUUAAUCAUUAAGUAGUAUAUUAUAAUAAGAGAAAUCUAAAUUAAUUAAAUAUAGUUCAUGUAAAGGAAUUCUAAGAAAAAGAGGUAAAUUUUUGAGAUCUUGGUCAUCUUACUUUGCUGUAUUAUCUGGUUGGUAUAUAUAUUUAUAUCAGAAUGAAAGUGAUGUAGAUUAUAAUUAAUAUGUUGGAUUGAGAGAUGUAGUUGUCUCUGAAGCAUAAUAAGAUAUUGGAGUAUAGAACUCUUUUAAAAUUAAAUCUAAAAAAGAGAUAAUUUAUUUCUAAGCAAAAACAGCUUAGGAAAAGAAUAGAUGGUUUAAAUUUAUUUAAUAGAAAAUACAUGAUAUUAAAACUAAAACAAAUAAUCUUAAAAUUGGAUCAGAAAAUACUGUACCAUAAUAAAAUGAUAAGGGUAGGAGAGAGUUUGAAUAAACAACUAAAUAAAUGCCUAAAUUAAAUGAUGAAUUAUUAACUAAAUAUAGAUUUUAAAUAAAAAGGUUUUAAAUUGAAUUAAAAUACAAUCAAUAAUCUGAAAUCUUAAUAACAUUUGAUUAAAUUAAAUUACUUAGUCUUUCAGGAAUAAAUGAUAAUUAUUAAGAAUUUACAAUUAAUUCUAUUUCAAUUGAAGAUCAUGGAUAAUCUAUUUUAAGAUCCAUCCAUUACUCAUAACCUAAUACUCCUAAUAUAUUAAAAGUUAGACCAAGUAUAACUGAAAAUAAAUUAUUAAGAAAAAUAAAAUAGGUUACUGAUUUUUAAGAAGAAGAUGCAUAACAAAUUCAUGGAGCAAUAAGAGUUAGAAUGUGCAAUACAGAUUCUCAUUAACCUAGUCAACCUUAAUCAUAUAUUGUUGCAUAACUAUCCUCUUUAGAAGCUCAUUAUCUAGAAUCUUUUUUAGCAAAAAUUAAUUUAUUCUUGGUUCGUCCAUCUUUACAAAAAAGUAAAGAAAGUACUACUGAUUUAAGUGAAUUUACUGAUACUACACAAUAAACUACUACUAUGAAAUAUACUCAAAUACCUGUUAGUGAAACUAAAUUUAUGUAGACUAGAUAUGAUUAAACUAAAGUAAAUAUUAAGAGUGUGAGAUCAUUUACAUUAUAAAAGUCUUCUGUUUCAGAUUCAGAUAUGCAUGAAGGUUAAUAAGUUGAAAGUAAUGAAAAAUUACCUGAAAGUAUUAUAAAGGUUUCAAUUUUAACUUAAGAUAUUAAAUUGAUUGUUAUUGUUUUAGAGAAAGAAAGAGAAAAAGAAAAGCCUAAUGAAUUCUUAUAAAUAUAAGUAAAUUAAAUAAGUGCUGUAUUAACUAUUAAUGAUGAUGAAUAUUUUAUAGAAGGACAUAUUUAGAAAAUAGAGAUUAUUGAUUUAAAGUCAUUAUAAGGAACUAGACAUAUGUUUUUAGGAAAAAAAGAAUAAAAAGAUAAGAAAAAAACUAAAGAAGAAAAGACUAAGAAAAAUAUUGGUAUUCCAGGAUUAACAAUAUUUUCAAAUAAAUAAUAAAUUGAAAAAUAAAUGGUAUAAUUUAAAUAUUCUAAAUUUAAAAUACCAAUCAAUAAUGAUGAUAUUUCAGAUGAUCUAUAUUUGAUUGUCAGAGAUUGUUUCAUAGAUUAUUUACAUGCUACAAUUAUUAAGGUUUUAAGUUUAUUAGAGAUAGCUUAGAAGAAAAAGUAAGCUAAUAAGGAAGAAAAUGAAUAAGAUUUAGAACUUAUAAAAUAGAAACUAAAUGCUCCUUCAUUUUUUAAAAUUAAAGUUUUACUUGAAAAUCCUAAGAUACUAAUUAAACCAGCAGGAAACAUUAAUUAAUCUUUUGAACUUUAAAUAAAAUCAGUAUGUUUUGAAUUGGAUGCUAGUAAAGAAAAAAAUAAAAUUAUUGAGAUGUCUGUAAGAGCGAAUAAGAAAUAAAGUCAAAUAGUUCCAUAAUUAGAUUCUUUGUGGUGGUAAAUCAUAGUAGUUUCUGCAGACACAAUGAGAAUAUUGAUAAGAAGUACAACAGAUUUAUAGUAUAUUUCAAAUCCUUUUUCUGGAGUAUUAAGAAUAUAAACUCCUAUGUUUGUAAGUGAAUAUGAAACUUUGUUUCCAAAUAUAGUACUUAAUAGAAAUUAAGAGAUUAGAAUUAAGGUUACUGAUAUUCAACUUAAUAUUUUAAGAAAUCAUUAUUUAUUUUUAUUAUAAGUUAUGCAAACUUAAUAUGAAAUUUAGAGUUUAAAGACUUAAAAGAAAAGAAAAUAGUAAUAAUAAGUUAAAAAAUAAUAGAAUUAAGCUGCAUUAAUUUUUAAACUUUCUAAAAUUACUAUUAGAUUAAUGGAUGAAUGCAAUUAAUAUGCAUCAUAAGGAUAAUUUUUUAGACCUUUAUUGGAUUUAAGUUUAUUAGAUAUUGUAUUUUAAUUUAAGACUAAUUUAUCUUUGUAAGUUUAAGAUUUAAAAAGCACAUAUUAUUAGUAUCCAUAAUAGGAUGAUAAUAAUUUAAUAGUGAGAAUAUAACAUGUUAUAAAUAAUAUAGUUUUGGAAAGAAGAAAAUUAGAAGAAUUUUUAGAUGAAGAUAUUUUGGAGAAUAAAGUUAAGGAAGUGAAAGAAUUGAUUAAUGAAAUGAAAAUGGAAUUUUAUAAUGAAUAACCAGUAAGUAGAUUUGAUAUAGAUGAUAAAUUAAGUGUAAAAGCAAUAUUAGGAGAAGAUACUACAGAUGUAAGUAUUAAUAUAGGUGAAUCUAAAUAUUUAAUAAAUGCAUAUUAUCUUAAAACUAUUGCAUUAUUUUUUGAAAUACCAAAAUAUGAAGAUGAUCUUAAAAGUUAAUAAUCUCCAUCAUCAUCAUAACCUAUUUAAACAUAAUAUAAAUAAAAAUAACCUUUAUUAAAUGUGAAUAUUAUUUUACUAAAAACUCUAAUAAUAACACAUAAUGAAUCUUUAAAAAAUUGUUUAGUUUUAUAAUUAGAUUCAUUUAUUAAAUUAAAUGAUGAAUUAAAUAAUUAAGCUCAUAGUAAUUAUCAUUAAAAGAAUAAUGAAUAAUAUUCAAAUUAAUCAAAUAUAAAAAAUAGAAAAUUAGAAUUGAGUCUUACAAUGUCACUUUUUAAUACUAACUUUGCAGCUAUUUAAAAGAUAUCAAAAUAAACAAAAAAAAAAAUGAUAUUAUAUCCUAUAAAAAUAGAAUUUAUUAGAAAUUAAUUUACUUGUGAAUGUGAUAUGAAUUAUUCUAAUUAUAAGACAGAUGGUUAAAAUGAAUUAAUAUCAAAUAUCAUAAUAUAAGAUUUAUUAAGGUUUGAUAAGAUUAGAAUAAAUACUUCACAUAAUGAUUAUGCUCUAAUAUUACAAACAAUUAAAUUUUAAUAAGAAUAAAUUAAAUUAUGUGACUAAUUUUUUAGUGAUGAUCAAGAAUCUUCAGUUAAUGAAACUAUAAUUCGUUAAUUACCUAUUAAACCAUCUUUAGUAACAGAAUAAACAAUUUUAAGUAGAAAUGAUACAAAAAGAAAGAGUUUUUUACCUGGAAAAUCAUAAUUAAGUAGAUUAAAAUCAAGUAUACUUUAAGGAUCUUAAUAAAAAGAUGAAGUAAUGUAAGUAUUUUAUGCAGCAGCAGAUUAAGAUAUGGAAAUAGUAAAAGAAGAAGAAAUUUUAUCUGAAUAAGAAUUUCAAUUUGAAACUAUAAAACCAUCUGUUAAAAUAAAUAAAAUGAAAAUAAAAUUAGAUCUUUUAGAAAUAGUAUUAGUAAAUGAUAUUAAUAAAUCAUUUGCUCCAUUAUUAUUAUUUAGAUUCAAUGUUGAAAAAUUUAUGUUUGAUUAAAAUCAUAUCAGUAAAGCAUUAACAUGUUAAUUUUAAAUUGAAUUAUUGUAUUUCAAUCCAGUUGUAAGUAAAAUGGAACCAAUAAUUGAACCAUAUUCAUCAGAAUUAUUAAUUGUACAAUAAAAUCAAUAUAUGUAAACUAUUCAUAUUAAUGGUCAAACAUAAAAUUUAUAAAUUUUAGAUUUGAAUUUAUCUACAGAUAUGAUACUAAAUCUAUACAAAACAUUAACUUAAUGGUAAUAAUUAGAUUAAGAUGAUGAAGAAGAUACAUUUAGAAGAAAUGAAUCUAAGAAAAUAACAAGAUUAGCUAGUAUGAAGGGGAUUUCUUUUAAAGAAAAUUAAGAUAAUGUAACUCUCUUUUCUCUUCAUAAUAAAAGUGGUUAUACUUUAAAAGUUUAAAAGAAUGGUAGUGAAGGUUUAAUAGAAAUAGCAAAUAAUGAUUCUAAAAAUUAUGAAGUAUAAUCUCAUGAUGAAGAUUAUGCUAAAACUUUUGAAAGUGAUACAAGACUUAUGAUUAAAUUUUUAGAUGCUUCAAUGGUUUAAAAUUCCAUAAGUAAUGUUCCUAUUAAUUAUGCUGGAGUUAAAAAAUUAUAAUGGAAUGAUCAAUCAUAAUAUUAUGUACUAAGUACUUAAAUUGAAAAUUUAUAGAAAACAAUUACAAUUUAUUCUCCAUAUAUGUUUGUUAAUCAAACAGAUUGUGAUUUGUCAAUCAAAUUAUCAUGUAUUAAAAUAACUAAAAACUUUAUCCUCAAACCAGGAGAAUAAGCAGCUAUGCCAUAAGAAUUAUAUAAAGAUGAUAGUUUUAUUGUAAUUCAUUUUUCAGAUUCCAAAUAUAAUAAAUUAACUUAACCAAACGAACCCAUUUUUAUAAAGAGAAUAUUUCAUGAUAUAACAAUUUAAAUACAACAUUAUCCAUGUUAUACAUUAGCCACUCUUAAUACAAAUUUAGUUUAGAAUGUCAAAUAUAUAGAAUUUAAACCUGCUUUUAUUUUAUACAAUUUAUUACCAGUUCCACUUCAAUUUUUGUUUCAUUCUAAUGAAAAUUUAGAAAUUUAAAAACUCAUUAUUAAUCAUUAUAAAAAACCAAAUACUAUAACAUAAUACGAAAAACAAUAAUCUGCAUUAUCUAGAGGAAAUUCAUUAAAUCAUUUAUAAAAUGAUUAACAUGAUAAUCUUGUUAGAUCUAUAACUGUUACAGAAUUUAAUUAUACAGCAACAAUAAAAAUAGAAGCAGGAUUAAUAGAAGUAGUUCCAUAAGGUGAAUUAUAAUUGCAUUGGUUAAAGAAUGGGGAUCAUUUAGGAAUUAAUUUACAUGUUCAUGGAUUUGAAUUAAGUUAAUAAUAGGAUAUUAUGUAAGCUACUUAAUUUGAACUAAGAGAUACUAUAGCCAGUCAAAGUUGUCAUAUCAAAGUAGAAAAAGAAUAAGUUAAACAAACUAAAUUAAUUUAUUUUUCAGUACAAACUUGUAUUAUAAACACAACUAAUUAAAGAUUAAAAUAUUACACUUUAAAAGAUUAAAAGCCUUUAAUUUUAUCAGGAUAAAAUAAGGAACCUAAACCAGAUAAGGAAUGUUUUGAGAGUAAUUAUGAUAAAAUUUAAAUAACUGAUACCAUAAAAUAUUUAAUGAUUGGUGUAGAUGAUUGUAUAUCUAAUGAAGUUAAUGUGGGUAUUUUAGGAUCUUUAGGAUUAUAAUUAAAAUAAAAACAUGGAGGUAUGGUAUCAUUAAAUGAAUUUGGUAUUCAUAUUUCUUUAGCAAAUAAUGUUAUAAGAAAAGGUGUUUAUACAAAAGUCAUUGAAAUAAUGCCAAGAUUUGUUAUUUUAAAUAAUACAGGUGUAUAAAUAAAUAUUUGUUAAUCUGGAUAUGAGUCAUAACCAAAAAGAUUAAAUCCAAAUGAGAGAUAUCAUUUGAUUUGGCCUGAUUGUAGAUUAGAGAAAUCAAUUAGAAUUUAGAAACAUGGUAAAUAUAAUUGGAGUGGAGAUUUAUUUAUUAAUGAAAUAAGAAGUACAAAUUUCUUUUCUUCAGGUACUAAUGAAAAUAGCUAAUAAUUAAGUAAUAUUUCAAUAGAAUAAUAAAAAAGUAGAAUUUUUGAGAAAUCUGGUAUUUAUAAAUAAUUCAAUUUAAAGAAAUAUGAUCCUUAAGAGUUUUUACAUUAUAAAGAAUCAUUACCAUUAUAAACUUCAAUGCUUUGUUAAUCAAGUUAAGAUUUCUUUAAAGAUUGUUUAUUCCUUACUGCUGAAAUUACAAAAGUCAAAGCAACUAAUUUUAUUUUAUUAGAAUAACAAAAUGAGGAAAAUCAGCUAUACAAAUUGGUUAAUAAAUGUAGGCCAUUUAAGAUACAUUAUGGAUAAGAUAGUUACAAUAGUUUUUAAGAAUGGGUAUUAGAUUGUGAUUAAACAGUGCCUUUUUCUUGGGAAUAGCCAAGUCAUUCAUUUAAACUUAGAGUUAAAUUUGUUUAUAAUUAGAAAGUUGAACAUGUUGAAAUCAUAGAUUUUUAAUAAUAAGAAAGUCUAUAAGAAAUCAAAUUUUCUAAUUAUUUUAUUUGGAUUAAGUCUGAAUUUUAAGGACAAACCAGAGUUAUUACAUUUUAAUAAGUUAAUGAAACUAUGCGAAAUAUGACAAAUUCUCAUAAAAGAGAAAUUGAAGAUAUUCACAAAUUGAUUAAAUUGUAUAUAUCUCAAUUAGGUAUUUCUAUAAUAACAAAACGAUAAAAUAUACUUUUAGAAGCUAAUUAUAUAUAUAUGAGUGGUAUAGAAUUAGGAAUUAUGCAGACUGAAAAUGAAACUACUGCAUAAUUAAGAGUUAAGUUUUUCCAUAUUGAUAAUAAUACUUCUUUGGAUACUACUACUCCUGUUUUAAUGACAUUAAGAAGAUAUUAUUAAGUUACACAUGAUAGAAAUUACUAUUUCUUAGAAGCCAGUUGCUCUUUUGAACAUUAAGUCAAAGCCAUUUUAUUAUAUAAUUCAAUAAAGAUUUAUAUUUAACCAUUUCAAUUAUAAUUUGAUGAAGAAUAUAUUCAAGUAGUUCUUGAAACAAUCAAAUAAGUCAAACAAUGUCUCUAAAAUUAAUUUGAAUUAGAAUAUAAUGGAUCACCACAUUCAAUCAAAUCUUUAUGUUUCUAAACUCCUUAACAAAGACAUUAUUAUUUAGAAUCUAUGUUUCAACAAAAUUCAUCUAAUCCUUGUAUUGUAUGGAAAUCUCUAGAAAUAAAAAGAUCAAAAAAAUAGGUUUACAUUAAAGAAUUUGUUCUCUCCAAAAUCGAUUUAAGAUUCUCAUUUCAUAAAAGAUUUAGAACAAAUAUUUAAUAUGAUGAAAAUGUAUUUAAUCUUUUUUCUACAGCUAUUGGAGCUACAGUCUAAAAUUUUAAUGAAGCAGAAAUCAUUUUAGAUUGUUUUAGAUUAAGAUCUGUUUAUGAUUCUAAAGAAAUUGUACUCUAAUCUAUUUAAGAUCAUUAUAAGAGUGAAAUUAUCAGAUCUAUUUUAAAAAUUAUUGGUUCUAUUGAAAUAAUUGGAAAUCCUGUAAAGUUUGUAUAAUAAAUUACAAAUGGUGUUGUUGAUUUUGUUGAGAUGCCAAUAUAAGGUUUAAGACAUGGACCAUUAGAAUUUGGAGUUGGAUUAUGUAAAGGUACAGGAUCUCUUUUAAAAAAUACAGUUGCUGGUGCUUUUUAUUCUGUUAAUAAAGUCACUGGAUCUAUUAGUGCAAGUGUUUCAUUACUUACUAUGGAUGAUGAUUAUUUGGAAAAAAGAAGAAUAUUUAUGUUGAAAAGACCUGAUCAUGUUUUAGAUGGAUUAUCCUAAGCAGGCCAUUGUCUUUAUAAUGGUUUUUCAAAUGGAAUUACUGGUGUUGUCACAUAACCAUAUUAAGAAACACAAAAAAAUGGAUUUAAAGGAUUUGUUAAGGGAACUUUAAAAGGCUUAUCUGGUUUGGUAGUUAAACCUAUAGCAGGUGUAUUAGAUGCUAGUGCUAAAGCAGCUGAAGGUGUUGUUUCAACUGCCACUCAUUUUGAUGAUAAACCAAAUGAUACAAGAAUCAGAUAUCCAAGGAUUUUCUAUGAAAAAUCUAAAUACUUUUAAAAAUAUAUUGCUUUAGAUGCUCAAGUAGUUAAUUUCCUGAUUGGCUUUAUGAAUGGAAAAUAUAAAGAUAUCGAAAUAGUUACCUGCUUUUAUUUGAAGGAAACUGAAACAUAAUUAAAUAACAUGUAAAGACAAAUAUUAUCUGCUACUAAAUCAAUUCAUGAAUGUUUUAAGAAUACUUCUAAAAUACUAAUAUUAUCAUAUUAAUAUAUCUUAGUACUUGAGAACAUGACAUUAGUAUAAGAAAUCAUGACAAAAGAAAUUGUUGAAAUAUUAUAACCAAAUUAUGGAUUUCUUAGACUCUCAACUGAAUUCAAACCAAAUAUAGAAAUUAAUAUUCUAUUAGAUGAAAUAGAAUUAAAAAAGGCAACAUCAUUAUUAGAUUACUUACAUUAAUAAGUUAAAAGUCAAUAUGAUUGA
Paramecium pentaurelia is the source of this 10965-nucleotide messenger RNA. The record is from the annotation of a GenBank genome assembly. NCBI's taxonomy places the organism in Eukaryota, Ciliophora, Oligohymenophorea, Peniculida, Parameciidae.